CGCGGGUCGGCUGUGUGAAAGCUCCUCCGUCGCCUUGACGAGUCAUCGCCAGAGAAGAGCCCGGAGCAGACGGAGCCGCUGUCUGAUGGCUUAAAAACGGGGAAUAACUGUGGAUCACAGCGGAUUUAUUGCAUUGAACGAACCCGGAGCGGCAGCGUCAGAGGCGGUCCGGACGGCUUUAGACGGAGCAUGUUUGAGUGAAACCGUCUCCGAUUCCAGACAACACGGACACAGACAGAAAGUAGCACCGCGACACCAGCGAGCGAACUUGGCAUCUUCUGUCCGGUGGGAGGUGUCUGUCUGUCGGCUUCGGCUCGCUGCACGCACCGCUCCGCUCGCUGCUUCCUGUGUUUAUUUAAAGAGGGCCACCGCUAAGUUAUGUUUUUUGUAAUUUGCUCAUUUCUGCGUGUUUUUGGCAACUAACUGUGGCUUUAACGUGACGCACCAGACUGACAUUAGUGCUGUGUCGGAGAGGACCCCACUGCAGAGCACUCUCAGGCUUCUUCAUCAAGUUUCUGCCUUCUCAUUUCUACGGUACCGACACCAAACACACCGAUGUGAGAGUGACAAGGACAGACGCAGACGGAGCUAGGCCAGGCUUGGCCUACCUAGCCCUGUGUCUGGCCUCACCACACAGGCCAGCAGCCUCUCCAGGGAUUCCCAGCAGGCAGAGGAAGCUUCAGUCUGCUCUGGCAGAAACUUCCCAGGACCUGCAAGUCAAGCUGUAACAGAUUUGACUCCAGUCAUAUUUUGUUGCUUCAGCUUUUGGGAGCAGGACUGGUCUGUUAGAUCUCUACUCCUUCCAUGUUUUGGAUGCUCCUCUCUGGAUGUUGGCAGCAGGAUGGAUUCGGGUGUUGAUUUGACGGUUGUCACCUCUUUGCAGUGCUUGCCCCCUCCUCCUUUGACUGCCUUUUGUCCCUUCCCUCCUUAAAGCCCCUUCCUCUCACCUGGGGCUUCCCCGAGCCCUGUACGGAAGGGCCUUGUAGGAACUGUAGGUUGUCUUGUUAAAACAAUUGCUUUUGCAAAGAAGACGCAGAGCCAAGAAGAUCUGCAAAAAACAAACUGCAAAACACAACAAGGAUUGCUGCAUUCAGCUGAUUUAUUUUUUGUAACCCAUCACUUUUGCUUUUGUUUGAGUUUGAGAGAGUUUUUUUUUUAAAGGACCUUGCAGGUUUAGAUGUCUGCCCACAUCCAGAGUUUACACAAAGAGGUCUGAUUACACACAUAAAGAAAAAAAAUCCUUAUUUAUACAUACAGAAUUUCUUAUUUUUUGUGGUCUGAGCCUCGUGGAAGAAUGUCUGAAAGCAAAAGCAGCAGCAAAGCAGUGAAAUUCAUUGCUCCACUCCCUCCUGUUUCUUCUGCCUCCCCCUGUCCAUCACCCCAGACCCCCCACAAGAAUGUGAACGGCUCUGCCAGUUCAGACUCGCACGUCGUGGAGAAGCUCGGCGGACAGCCUGAGGUCCAGCGUCGGCGCCACACCAUGGAUAGAGACUCCAAAACAGCCGAGCACCGUUUCUUCCGCCGGAGUGUAAUUUGUGACUCAAAUGCCACAGCUUUGGACCUGCCCAGUAAAGCAGCUGUGAUACUCACCUCACCACCAGACUGUGAAGGGCCUCCCACCUUCUUCUCUCCACAGCUGUCAGAGCCUGGGCCAGGGGAUUGUGAUUCUGAAGGUGAAGAGUCCUCGAGAGGUUCUUAUUUGCAAAGCGCCACUCUUCAGCCUUGUCUUGGCCCUGGAGGGGCAGUUGCAGAGGACGUACAAAAUGCUAAGCAAGAUUUAAGUGUGAGCAUCACCGCCGCUGCUGCUCCCAGCAGUAGCAGAGCUGAACAAAGUGCAGAUGGGGCAGUAAAAGAGCCCAGCCCGACAGUAUUGGAUGUUACCGACAAAACAGUGAGCAAACAGCCUGAUGUUGUAUUGCGUCCCAGAGGGCUCCAAGAAGCUCAACCGGUGGUGACGGAGAGAAAAGUAGAUGAGGAAUCGCCCAGUCCAACAGAGGAGAAAGACAGAGAGACGGAGGAGGAGAAGGAGUUGGCGAAAGCACGAGCGGAGCAGAGGGAAGCCGAGAAACGAGUGCAGGAGGAUAUAGAGGAGGCCGAGACGAAAGCUGUGGGAACUUCACCAGAUGGACGCUUCCUGAAAUUUGACAUUGAGAUCGGAAGAGGCUCUUUUAAGACUGUGUACAAAGGACUGGAUACAGAAACGACAGUGGAGGUGGCGUGGUGUGAGCUUCAGGAUCGUAAGCUGUCCAAGUCGGAGCGUCAGCGGUUCAAAGAGGAGGCCGGGAUGUUAAAGGGUCUGCAGCAUCCUAACAUUGUCCGAUUCUACGACUCCUGGGAGGGUCCCUGCAAAGGAAAGAAAUGUAUUGUUCUUGUCACCGAGCUGAUGACAUCUGGCACAUUAAAAACCUACCUGAAGCGCUUCAAGGUGAUGAAAAUCAAAGUCCUUCGCUCAUGGUGCAGACAAAUCCUCAAAGGCCUUCACUUCCUGCACACCAGAGCUCCACCCAUCAUUCAUAGAGACCUGAAAUGCGACAACAUCUUUAUCACGGGGCCCACGGGCUCGGUGAAGAUCGGAGACUUGGGGUUAGCGACGCUAAAGAGGGCCUCAUUUGCCAAGAGUGUCAUCGGUACCCCAGAGUUUAUGGCUCCAGAGAUGUAUGAAGAGAAGUAUGAUGAAUCUGUGGAUGUCUACGCCUUCGGGAUGUGCAUGCUGGAGAUGGCUACCUCAGAGUACCCGUACUCUGAAUGUCAAAACGCUGCCCAGAUUUACAGAAGAGUUACUAGUGGAGUGAAGCCUGCCAGUUUUGACAAGGUAGCCAUUCCUGAGGUGAAGGAAAUUAUAGAGGGCUGCAUCAGGACAAACAAGGACGAGCGGUAUGCUAUAAAGAUCCUGCUGAACCAUGCGUUCUUCCAGGAGGAAACUGGAGUCAGGGUUGAACUGGCAGAAGAGGACGAUGGGGAGAUGAUUGCCAUCAAACUGUGGCUCAGGAUAGAAGACGUCAAGAAGCUCAAAGGCAAAUACAAAGACAACGAAGCCAUCGAAUUCUCCUUUGACCUGAAUAAAGACGUACCUGAAGAUGUGGCCCAGGAAAUGGUUGAGUCUGGCUAUGUGGCCGAGGGUGACCAUAAGACCAUGGCCAAGGCUAUCAAAGACCGAGUGUCUCUAAUCCGAAGGAAGAGAGAACAGAGGCAGCUGGUACGAGAGGAGCAGGAGAAGAGAAAACUGGAAGCAGAACAACAGCAGCUACAGCAACAACAGCAGCAGCAACAACAACAGCAAGAGACACUCAAAGCUUCACACACACAGGCAGAGACCGAGGAGACAGAAGUGGAGCAAAAGCAACUUCACUAUCAGCAGACCGGCAUUUCACACACAUCUGAAGGAGGUGUGGACAGUGGACAGGGCUCCUCAGUUUUCUCCUCAGACUCCCCUCACCUGGGUCAGCUGACCAUGUCGUACAGCUGCCCUCCUUCUACCCAGCCCCCCUCCCAGCCCCAGACCCCCUACCCUCCUACCCCCUCUGCUACCCCACAGCAGCACCCGGGCUAUCAGCCACAGCAGCCAAUGCAGCAUUCAAUGCCACAUCCCUUCAGUGGAGGAGCAAGCACAGGAGGAGGAGGAGGAGCAGGAGGGAACAUUCCUCUCCCAGAACCUCCAACUAUUUUCUUCCCCUCCAUCCCUGAGCGCCCAAUUUCCUUCUCCCCUCCCCCCACUGGGCCUCCAAAAGCCUACAACACCCAGAGACGCAAGAGCACUUCCAUUCUCGAGGCUCAUACCCGACACUUUCAGCCUGCCUACACUCGCUAUGGGAGCAGCCUCCACCCCUUUUCUGGGAUGGAGGGCGUUGAGCCUCCCUCUCUCUUUAUGGUCAAUCCUGGUUUUGCGGCAGCUGCUCAAAGACUCGGCGUUGGGGAACCCCUGCAUCUCCCAGGACAGUCUGACCCUAGUUUGUAUGGCUACAAGGACAUGAGAGCAGAGCAUGAGGAAGCAGUGAGGAGAUUAAGUCUAAAUCAAGCUGCCUUACUGGACCAUUAUGAAGCAAUGGCAUAUGGAGGAUACCCAAUGACUGCACACCAACUUGGUCAUUUGAGUUUCCAUCAGCAGAGACAAGCAGCAGCUGCAGCUGCUAGUUUGGGUUUUGAUCCUGGUCCUCCGUCUCAACCAGGGUUCUUGCACCCCCACAUCAUGCAGAGAAUGAGCACACACAGCCCAGUACCUCCACCUUUACCUCCUAUGAGUGCAUCGACCGGUGGCUCCGUUUCCUCUACAUCUGCUGACGGAUGCUAUCCUCCACAGCAUGCCUCCUCGUCCUCCUUCCCUAUUUCUGCACCUCCAGUAAUGGCUGAUGCCCCACCAUCUACUGGAAGUGUUUUUGAGUUUCAUUUAGCUGCAGCCGCUGCAGCUGCAGCCGCCGCUGGAGACCCAAGCCUCCUGGCAUCCAGACUGUACCGAGCUCGAAGGAGCUCCAUGGAUCUCCCCCUAGAGGACAACACUGCAGCUGGAUCUGGUGGAUCAGGCACAUACAGCCGUCUGCAACCGGUGACAGAAGAGCUGUACACCUACAUCAGUCCAGAGCUCCCUUUACCUCCAGGAAGUCUUCUCCUUCACCACACAGGUGUAAAGGACAGAAGCCCAGAACCUUCUAGUGACUCGCUGGCCUCCUCUGAUGCAGGAGAGUUUCAGUCGCCGCCUCCCCCACCACUCAAUCCUUCCUUUGACUCCUCUGCCGCUCAGUCCAUCCCUCGCUCCUCCUCGUCUGUGCUCUACGAUUCCUCGGGGGGAGCUCUUCAGAUAGAUCCACAGGGACAUCCACCUUCUGUGCAGAACUUUUUGCCACCGACGCCGUCCUCUGAGCUCCAGCUCGGUGGAGGAUCAUCAGCUCAGCUGGAGUCGCUGAUCCAGAAUGCCUGGGCCUGGCACGGAGGGGUGGUACCAGCCCAACCCGAUAUGACAUACCAUGAGUCACUGCUAGCCAUGCAGGCCGCUAACGCUACCCUGCAGGUUCAGACCCCGACCCCUCAGCCGACUCCAGGACCUCCCCUGGUUCCUGCCUCCGCCCAGCCACCUCCUCCUGGAACCUCCCAACAGGUUGUGUCAUCGAGCCAGAGUAAUACAUCACUUCAGAGCCCCACACACACAACCCUGUCACCGGCGUCUGCACAGCCCAGUGUAACUCCGUCUACCUCUACUGUUCCCUUGGUGACCCUCACCUCUCCGUCGCCGUCUAUCCCCGUUACCAUGCCGACGACAAUCGUGGCUUCCCCUCCCUCUCCUCUGCCAAUCCCUGUUGGGGUGGUGCCUACUAUUGUUUCCCCUCCUGCUCCUCCUCCUUCUCCUGUGCCUCAGCCUUUGGCCACCGGGGUGCCAAUCAUCAGUGUAGUCACCGCCCCGCCUGAUACUCCCAUGGAAGCCCCUCCCCAGUCGGCUUCACAAUCUUCAGAGCUGUCGCAGUCCCAGCUCCAGCCGCCUCAGGUUCUCUCGUCCAUCGAGAGUGGUCACUCUGAGACUUCAGGUCUGAGUGACGGUAAUGAAGGAGGAGGAGGUCGUCAUGAGGGUCGCUCCACCAAGAGACAUCAGAGACGUUCUGUACGAAGUCGAUCACGCCAUGAGAAGAUUUCCAAAGCGAAACUCAAUGUUCUCAAUAUCUCCAACCGUGGUGACAGGGUGGCAGAGUGCCAGCUGGAGACCCACAACAGGAAGAUGGUGACCUUUAGGUUCGACUUAGAUGGAGACAACCCCGAGGAGAUCGCUCAGAUCAUGGUCCAGAGUGAGUUUAUCCUGGAGAGUGAGAGGGAGUCAUUUAUCGAGCAGGUCAGAGAGGUCAUAGAGAAUGCUGAUGCGAAAGGUCUGGAAAGAGACACAAACAGCCAGAUGGCAGGUGACACAGCACAGCAGAUUCCUGCGAUAUCUACCCCCAUGCCAGACAUCCCAUCCAGUGCAACAGCACAAGUGGUCCAUUCAGCAGGUCGGAGAUUCAUCGUCAGUCCUGUACCUGAAGCCAGGCUGAAGGAGCAAAUGUUUCCCACCUCUCCUUCUCCUGCUCCUGCACCUAUUGUUGAAACGGCUCCAUCUCAGACUCCAGGCCAAGGUUUGGCAUUAUCCCAGUCUGCAGGAGCAAUCAGCUUACAGCAAGCCUUCUCUGAACUGAGACAGAACCGAAAUCAGUUCGACGCGGGACCCAGCACCGCCCCAGCCUCCAUCCACUCCAGCCAUCCUCCUCUGCAGCCUGCAGCAGCUUCUGUCCCUCCACAGAGCAGCACAGUCCCUCCUGCUGUGGAAGCCACCGCUGGGCUUGUCCCUUCUAAUUUAAACCAGGCACAGGAGCAGGUCUUGGACGCCUCUCUUCCUCCUCUUUCCUCCUCCUCCACCCUCUCCUCUAUGCCCUCCGUCUGUCUCAGUCCUCCUUGUUCUUCUUCUCCUCCUCCCACUUUGGUGAAUCAGUCUAUCCUUCAGUCACAGGUGCUGCCACAGUCCCAACCUCAGACGCAGGUGCAGGUUCAGGGUCAAGCACAAAGUCAGCCCCAGGCCUUCACCCAGUCUCAGCCCCCAACAGUCCCUGCUGUCGCUGCGACCUCAUUACCUUCCACUUUACCACCAGCUAGCGUCUCCAGCAUCCCCCCAUCAAUGCUCACCUCCCCUCCUCCCUCCCAGGCUGUUCCCUUUGUAUCCUCCCCUCCCUCCUCCACUCUUGUAGCCGGCGAACUCUCCUCCGAUCAUCCGUCAGUCUGUCCCACAUCCUCCUCCACUCCUUCCCUCUCCUCCUCCGUCAUCCCCACCACUGCCAUCCCAGGUCCCCAGCUCGCUCCUUCUGCCGCCUCCCACCCCGCUCCCGCUCCCUCCUCCUCCCCCGCCGCGGGACUCCUGCCAGUUACCACAAAUGUUCCCUCAGUCCAGCCAACUUUGGUCCACUCGCAGCCACAGACGGCAGCCCUGCCCGGGCAGACGCACACACACUGUGGGGAAUGUGAUGCAAGGUGUGAGGCUUCCUCUGAGUCCCAGGGUAAACCGGACGACAUUCAAGCUCUGGACAAGAAGCUGCGUUCUCUCUUCAUGGACCUCGGUGGAGGGGUGCCGUCCACCCAGGGAGACAGCCUGGCUGGCGACCCAGCCUCUGGACCCUCUGUGCCGGGUACCUCGUCCCCGAUAGGCCCCUGCUCGACCACCAUCACAUCUGUCACAGCAGCUGGCUCUAGCCAGGCAGCUAAUUCUCCUCAGCCCCCCUCCAGCCUGGCGCUGGGGUCCCUGGGGUCCCCCGUACCAAUGCAGGGCCCUGGGACGCCUAUCUCCACCCCUGCACAGACUGUCAUCCCUGCCGCAUCCUUAGGCCAGACCACUCCAUCCAAAACCCCCUUAUCCAGGGUACCGGCCAGUUCUCCUCCUUCAGAACUCCUGCCAUCCUUCCCUGGACCUUGUCUGAUACAGUCCCAGCAGCCUCUGGAGGACCUGGACGCUCAGCUGAGGAGAGCACUGAGUCCAGAGACUGUUCCUGUGAGCUCUCACACACAGGCCUGUCACAGUGGUGUGCCUCCAGUGGGACAAGCAAUUCCCUUCUCUCUGGAGGAAGACGCUGCAUCCUCCAAAGUUCCUCCUCCUACAGGUGGAAUUAAAUUGGGAAGAUUUCAGGUCUCUCUGGCUCCUGAAGGACCGGCUGUCCAGCGUCCGGCCUGCACUGAAUCUUCCUCCACCACCUCCUCCACCUCAUCUUCCUCCUCGUCAUCCUCCAGUCUCUCCAGCCCGGAGAACACAUUGCACAAAGACUCCUCGACUCCUCUGAGAGGCGGAGGAGGAGGACAAAGAGGAGACGUUGUGGAUGGACCCCCCAAAGGACUCCCGGAGUCCCACCAGCCCUCACCUUUUACCUCCCCUUGUCCAUCCCCCAAACCCACCACCACCAUCGGACGCUUCCAGGUCACCACCAACGCUGAGGCCCGUGUAGGUCGCUUCUCGGUCAGUCGUGCUCAGGAGCAGAGCCUCGAGCCCAGUCAGAGUCCACCUCCACCUGCUGCCCAGGCUGCCAACGGACCCAGCGAUCCCGGCCACAUUCUGACCCCAGACUCCAUGCACAAAGCCUCCCUGCCCAGUCUGAACAACAACUCCUUCAAUAACUGCUACAUGAGCAGCGACAACGACUCGGAGUUUGAGGAUGAAGACUUCAAACGGGAAGUCAACCGCCUCAGAGAGAAGCACAUGCGUGAAAUUCAGGCCCUCCAUUCGCGCCAGAAGGAGGAAAUAGACAGUCUCUUCACCAGGCUGGGAAAGGUUCCUCCAGCUGCAGUGAUUCCUCCAGUUAUAGCCUUGACUGGCAGGAGGAGACGACCGGCCAAAAGCAAGUCAUCGAAAUCGUCCAGAACCAGCUCCACGCACGGCAGCAAGAGUCCGUUACAGCCAGGCAGCACUUUAUCCGCCCAGAGCGUCCCGACUAUGUACCCCGGCCAGCUGGCUCUGUUAGCCCCAGGAGGACUAGCCGAUUCAGCCAGCAGCACUCUGCUCCAGCCUCUCAAACCCUCCCCCUCCAGCGACAACCUGUGCUCGGCCUAUACCAGCGAGGCGGCGCUUUCUGUGCCCAGCCUGUGCGCUCCCACCCCAGGCUGUGUAAAGUUCAGCUGGGGUUCGGAGCGUUUGGCCUUCAAGCCUGGCGGCAGGAGGACGCGCUUUCUGAGGACUAACAGCACCAACGCAGUGAGCGGUUCAGGUGGUUUGGGUCAGAGCCAGGGGGGUUCUCAGUGUCUGCCGCCCAACAUGUCGGCCCCCCACCAGAGGAAAGGAACCUUCACCGACGACCUCCACAAGCUGGUGGACAACUGGGCCCGAGACGCCAUGAACCUCUCACAGGGUAAGAGGAGUGCCAAACAGCUGCAGCAGGCCCCGGCACAGGGACACAGCUACGAGGUGAUCCAGUCAGCCAGUCUGGGCAGGAAAUACUCGGCUCCCAGUCAGCUAUGUCCCAGCAGCAUAGGUGGUUCAGCCCACCUCCCUACGAACCCCACCACCGCUACCUCUCUGGCCGCCCGCAAGGGCUCCUUAUGCCACCCUCCUGCCUCCUCAACUCCACAACAACCCCCCCAGUUCAUCCACUACACCCCCACUGCUGCUUAUAGUGCACAGUGGUCCGGUCCGGCUCACAGCCUGUCAGCGCCCCACCAGGCUCCAACGCAGCCUCUGCUGGUCAGUACCUCCCAGCCCCUGGGCCCCUACCCCACCCCACAGGGCCAGAUCCCCGGGCAGGGGCCGCUGCAGGCUUUCCAUCUGACCAACACUCUGCAGAAGUCAGUCAGCAACCCAGGAGGACCCAACCUGAGGACCACGUAGGGUUUGGAGCGAGGGCUGGUGUGAAUCUCGGCCCGACCGGACUGGUGCAGAGCGGAUCGACUGGAGAGAACAGAAGAACUGAAGGAGGGUUUGACGCAUCGGAAGCCGUUGGAGAGAAGAGAAGAAAUCAGGAAAUGCAACCUCAGCUCUGCUUCCAUCAGCGUGUGAGAAGCCGUCGCAGACACACCAUCUCCCUCUCUGCUGUGGGCUCGUGACCGCUCGCCAAACGAUCAAGGAUAAAGGAAAAGACUUGUUAGUGUAACGUUAAAACGGCCAAAGAGGUUCUGACAGGGUGCGGGGUUGUUGUCAGCGACUGUUUUUUGCGUGCGAGGUGUUGUUUGUGGGCACUUACGGCUGGGUCACACUCGUUCCAUUUCAUGCUCUACACUGAGUGCGUGCAUGACGGGGCAGCAGUUAUUAGCUGGAUGGCGGUGGGAAGACGUUACAUCAGGCUGAGGAGGAGGAGGAGGAGUGUGGUGGCCAGCUUUUACAAAACCUCUGCCCUUCUGUCCACGCAGUUCCUCUUAGCAACUUCUUAUUGGUACAGAUUUCAGUGGGAAGAGCUGGUUGUUGCCUCUGUGUUGCUGUCUGUGUGUAUCAGCCUUUACAUUCAAACAUAUUGCAGACUUAGAAAGAGCUCUCAAAGUUGACAGAAACAAGCAACAAUGCAGCAUUUCUACUAAAGUAAAGGGGGAAACUGGUGGACAGUGAGCUGAGCGUGGCCUUGCCGAAUCAAACAGAGGAAAGAUGCACAUAAAAGCUUUGAUAUCAGGUAAAAGCAGAAAAGAUGAGGGUUUAUCAUCCAUUAAAAGCACAAAGAACAAAUCAUACUGAGAGUAGGUGUAGCCCAGCACUCGGUGGGGUUGUGACUCGACAGCUUCUCCUCUGUUACCUUCUGUGUUUUUUGGGUUUUUUUUCCCCCUCGAUCUGACAAACUAUUCAAACAGACAGAGAGAGAUGGAGGAAGGAAAGCGGUUGAAGAGGAGUGUUUGUGUUAAAUAACAGUCGAGCGCCUCAUCUGUUUCCUGUUACACUGCUUACUUUAGGAAGGUCCGUCGACGCGGCGCUGACUGAUGCUCCCGACGUCUCCUCGCGAAUCACGACUCCGCCUCUUCCUCCGUCGCUCUCUUCGCCUCUCUGUUGCCAUUUGAAGCAAUAACAGCAGAAAACCUCUUAGAGGAGGGGAAAAAAAGAAACAACAAACGCCCGAACAUGAGAGAACUCAGCGUGAAAAAGUGCCCUUGUUAUCAGAAUAAUAUCAGAGUCCGUGUACAGUUUGUGUCUGUUUAUUUUUCAGAAUGUCAGCGAUGAUGAUGAUUCCAUUUUUUUGCUCAUUUUGGGGUUUUUUUUGUUUUGUUUUUUUUUUUGCUUGCUGUCCCCCAGCUAGCAAUCUGACACACACACACACACACACACACACACACACACACACACACACACACACACACACACACACACACACACACACACACACACACACACACAAUGGAUGCGACAUUCAUAUAAAUACACACACUUGCAGACUCACACACUCAUGUAAAUACACUCACACAGCAGCUGUUUAACCGUCUUAGACUCAUAGUCUAUGCCUCAGUUUUCUUAGUGUCAUAAUUUGGUUGGAUUUCAACGUUUGGGGGUUGAAAUGACGGCAGUGUACAUUUGUUAUCAUAAUUAUUGUUGUUGAUGGUUAUUAUUCUAUUUAAAAAGAAACAAAAAACAAAAACGUGUUCUGUCAAUGGAGCUGUUCUACGUGCACGUCGGCGUCCCGAUGUGGAGACACUGUGAUUAUUGUUGUUUGUUCUUAGCAAAAUGUUGUUGGACGACAUUAGUUUUAGGGGUUGAAAUGUCACAAAUUCAAAGGAAAAAAAAAAAGAUUAAAAACACAAAAAGCAUACAGAGAGCGGUUUGGGGUCCUUUCGCUUUCAAUUCAGUCCGUAUUUUUUUUUUUUUUGCAUCAGAAUGUGAAAAUUGAACGCCCCUCUUUUUCAAUAAGCGUCCUUCCAUCCAUUUAUUGAGGACAUACUUCAGAACCAAUGCCUUACCUACAACUAAUCGACCGCGGUUUCAGCUCAACUUUACAACCGAUUGAAUUGAAAGUCGAAACUGACCUCCAAGUAUAAAGACAAAAACCGGAGUGAACGGCAGGAUAGUUGAUAUUUAGAUAAUAAAGUAAAGCUAGCUAUUUUUUUCUUAAUACAGUACUUCUAUAUCAGACACUUUAAAUAGCCCUCCUCUUCCCUUUCUCCCCUGGUUUUGUUAGAUGAAUGUGAAUGUAUAAACCAAUGGUGUCCAUUUUAAUGUACUUGAAAAACAAAAAAACUCUUUAUUUUUCGCUGUCUUUGCUUCUCCUGACCCCUCCGCCGCCCUUAGCGCCUCCGCUGAACGCUGGAGGUAUUUACUAGUGCCUUGCAUCCUUCCUGUUGCUUCUCCGUCGGGGGUCUUGGGUUAAAGUAAGCACAUUUGACCGAAAAUGUGCAGAACAUGGAGGCGUGUGCUGAGGCUGGUUUGAGGUUCAUUCUCUUGAGUGUGUUUUCUGCAAAAAAAAAAAAAAAAAACCUGAACUCACUCCCUCCGUUGGAUAUAAAUGUACCCCUACAAAACCCUAACUGAGCUGAUAGGAAGGUGAAUUGACCCUUGAAGCCGAGAAGAUUGACCUCUGAAGAUUAGAAAAAGGCUACAGUUGGACAUCGGUGUUGUUUCUGUUGCUGUAUUUUCUCAGUUUUAAGGAGGGAAUUAUUGCCGAUCAUAUCUGAAGCUUGGACCACUCUGUACUUAAGAGGCGCUGACCUGAGUGCAGCAUACAGUCAGGAGAGGAUGGCAUGCAGAUUGUGUAAUAAAACAAGAUCCAUUUUUCUGGGAAAUUGGCCAAAAUCAAAAGUAAAGCCCAGUAAAUGUAUUCUUACAGUAUUGGCCUGUCUUUGAUAAAUCUGAUACGAAGAAGAUAAGACGGAAAACCUUUCUGUGGAUAAUUUAGAAUCAGUGUCAUUACAUGGUUUGUCCAGCAGACCAGCUGAGACUCCAUUGUUUUCAGUGUUCUCUGCGCUGUCUGCAGCACAUGUAGCAGAGCAGAUGGUGGUGCGGAGUCAAGUGUUGUCCUCUUGGAAAGCGGCUAACUAAUUUUUGUAAUUGAUUGCUGGCAGUUAAUAGAUAAUGGCACCAUAAUUUGGUAGAACUCCAACGUAUUGCGUGUAUGUAUUUAAACAACAUAUCUGAAUUUCUUACUCCAAAAAACAGUUUCGGCAGCAAAAAUCCAAUUUCUGUUGAGUUCUACUCCCAUAGUUCACCCUGAAGUCUCAUAUGACUAAUGAUUUCCAACUCUGCUGUCAGCUGAAGGGUGUUUUGAUGCAAAUGACGGUGCUGUUCUGUUCAAAAAGUCCAUUUAGAUGGCAAAAUAGUAUCAGAGGCCGAUUGUUUUGACAGCAGAUUUAGAUUUAAUGUCGCUAAAUCCUUCAGCAUUUUCCUGAUUGGUUUACUUAAAAACUGUACAAACCAAUGAGAUAAAACCAGAGAAAGAAAGCAAAUACAGAAGUUUGUCAUGUACAAUGACCAAAGCUGGCUUUAAAUUGGGUUUUUAUGCGAUAACCCAUCACUAAGAGUUAGAAAAAGUGUUGGCAGCAACAGAAACAUGUUCAGGCUCCAGUGAUGCACGACCUUUCUGUCAGCCAGUAUUGUUGUUAGACUUUUAUGCCACUUGAAAUAAUGGUAUCAAAACAGCAGGCUUGAGAAUUAAGCAGGAUUUAUUCAUAGAAAUGAGUUUGUAGACCAAAAAUUGAAGCUUUAACAAACAUUUGAAUGUGAAGGCAUUGCGGCGUUGGUUUGGUGAUAAUGGAUCCAAGGCCUUUGACACCCUCUUCUGUUUUCUUCUCUUCAUCUGCAAAUGAAUCACAUCUGGUACAAACUUCACUCAAACAAAUCUUUUUUCUUUUUCUUUUUUUUGUGUUGAAUGGAUGUUCUGAAUUUACCUAAAAAAAUGUUACUUUGUAAAGUUUGUAUAAAAAGAACUUUUGCUUUCUCCGGUUUAUUUGUGAUAUCUCUUCAUUUCUCACGGAUGAUAAUGCAACAUUUUUACUACUAGUUUGGUUGAAGCUGUGAAUAAUCAUUGAGCCACUUUGCUUUAGUUCUGGUUCUGUCAAACCUCUGACUCGGUGCCAUUUACAUCAGCGCUAACAAGAAAACAGUAUAUUUAUCUGCUUUUACUCACUGGAGCUGUUUGGGAUUUUCACUUUGCAACUUGCACAAGCCUCAAAAGGUUUCCACGUUUGAAGCUUGCUAACAUUUUGCUGUCUCUAUACCAACACAAUUACCUUCUGUGCAAUCGCUUGCAAUGCAAUAUUAAUACAGUGACGGUGUACUAUCACGCUCUGAGGGUCUACUUGUGAAGUUUUAAAGGAGGAAUCAUUGUGAAAGAGUUUCCAGUUUGACAAGUUUCCUGAAAAGUGGGAAUGAGGAUUCUGUUUCUGGGGACAUGAACACAGUGUAGCAUUUUAACUCACCUUCAUUUGAAAUUCUGUUUCCACUUUUUGCCUGUUCAGGACUCGCUGACCCUUUAUCCUUCCUCCUGUUGAAGUGCCCACAUUUAGAAAUUAAAAAAGGCCUUUCAGUGCACCAACAAACACAGAUUCACUGCAUCUCUCGCUGUUUUACGUCGCCUGCUCCUGUGAAAUGAUGUCUUUACUGCGGCAACAGUUUGUCAGACUGUUACUGAUUUAUUGUUUUUUUUCUCCAACUGGCUGAUUUUGUUUCUGGUCUGUCUGAUGCUCUCACACAUUUUACUUUACACUCGUUUUUUGUGCCGUUUUAAUGUUUCUAACAGCACCUAAUUUAAUUCAGUGGUUUCCUUUUUUUUCUUUAUCGUGGUUGACAUUGUACAAAAGUGGUUGGAUUUAAAUAAAUAAAGUGGAUGAAUGAAUGAAAGAAAAACAAAAAAUACAUGUAGGGGAGUCAUCGGCAGCCUUUAACGGUAUGUUUUGCACUAAGUAUAGAGUGUUCAAGCUUCAUAUUAAAACGAAACUUUGCGCUUUGCGCUACAAUACAUUGAAAUUUGUUACUUUAUUUGUAAAAACUUAUUAAAUAAAAGUUGUUUAAAUGAAUAA
Messenger RNA from Acanthochromis polyacanthus (spiny chromis), 14403 nucleotides. It is a transcript of the gene wnk1b, whose product is annotated as WNK lysine deficient protein kinase 1b. Gene Ontology annotation, biological process: monoatomic ion homeostasis; protein phosphorylation; intracellular signal transduction. Gene Ontology annotation, molecular function: ATP binding; potassium channel inhibitor activity; protein serine/threonine kinase activity. The record is from RefSeq and is a predicted model, not a curated record. Gene Ontology annotation, cellular component: cytosol; cytoplasm. Lineage: Eukaryota; Metazoa; Chordata; Actinopteri; Pomacentridae.